AUGCUUGUGGAAGUGACUUGGGGUGUACAAGCAGACGUUCGAGCAACAUUUGACUGCUAUAUAUGCAGUUUGAGAUUGCGCUUGGAUCCAGGCGGCCAGGCGGCCCCAACUUUGAGGGAAAGCAUCUCCACUGCAGGCAAUGCUGAACUGGUCUUGACCAAUUACUUGUCGCUAAUCUUCCAACCGCUUCCGAUUUAUGCGGAACUCGGUCGUGGGAGAAACAUGUCCCUGACGCAUCUACACAGGAUCAGACCUCUCUUGGCAUCUGGUGUACAAUUUCUGCAAGUCUCCCGUCGAUCCAGCUCACCCGAAAUGAAGCUGCACGUGGAUCGUGUCGAAGAAGCGGAUGGCGCAGCCUCGCCGGUUCGCGGUGGACGGCUGCAAAAGUCUGGUAAGGCCAAGCUCUCUCCAGCAAUCCAGCCAAUGAACUAUGUAUUGAUGCAAAGUAUUGCUCAGUCCAAUAAGCAGAGACUCAGGAGAAAUGUUCUAGGGGUGGGCGACUCAUUAGCCCAUGCUCCAUUCCUUUUCGAAUCUGAUCUUCUCCAAUAUCUUUAUAUUUCUUUUUGUAUUCUCUUGCUCUUUGCGAAAUGCGCUCUCUUUUCAGCUGCCAUCUUUUUGUACGUGGAUGCCCAGCGUUCGACAUCAAGCUUGGCGAACUGGCGCAACACAUUGCCUGCCAUUUCUUCUUGCUUGCUGCGUGCUGCAAAUGUCGAUGCACGAACAGUAAACUUGGUCUCGCUCUGCUCAGCUGAGCCAUCCACGAUGGCCCUUGAGUGGAAGCUGAAAGGUGUUGAGGCUGGGUCAAAAUGGCAUUCUGGCAAGAAUCAGCUGCCUGCGGCAGCCUGCGGCAAUAGGCGACGAUAUCCUACCAAUGAGAGCCGCAAUAGAAGACGAAGAGCGGCUUGGGUAAAAUUUGCUGUACAGCGUAUCAACUUUAAUAACAUCAGGACCCAUCGCCAUCUACGCCACCUAACGCCAUGCCAUGUUCCAUAAUCUUCACAUCUUAGCCGAGAAGACGUGAGUCUACUCUGCUCGUUGGUAUACACCAACAACCAUAGCGUGAUCACGCUCGAAAGGCUCAAGUGUAAGCUGCUCCUUUGGCUUGAUGCGCUCUUCCCUGAGCUUCACAACUUCUCUUGCGAACACAGUCUCUGGCGCGGCAGUCGAAUCGAUACAGUUGGCCUUGAUGGAGAUGACAACACCACCGCCAACCUUCAAGAAGUGAUGCGCGUUGAUACCAACAAUACGAGCCUGGUCGGGCUGGGCAACGUCGGCGAAGAUGCAGUCGACCAUGCUGACAAGCAUUCGGUACUUGAGAGGGUGGCGGGCGUCCUCGACGAUAGGAAUAACGUUUGUUCGGUGGGUAGCCAUGUUGAUCAGGUCACGACCAGAUCGGUGGGAGAACUCGACGGCGAAGACCAUACCGGUAGGUCCAACGAUAUCAGCGACGUGAGACACUGAUGUUCCGGAAGCAGCACCAAGGUAGAGGACUCUGCUACCAGGCUUCAUGUAGAUGUUCUCAAGACCACCAAUGAUACCAGCUGCCAACUUGG
This is a messenger RNA of Pseudocercospora fijiensis CIRAD86, 1553 nucleotides long. RefSeq lists its product as uncharacterized. The transcript has 11 exons. NCBI's taxonomy places the organism in Eukaryota, Fungi, Ascomycota, Dothideomycetes, Mycosphaerellales, Mycosphaerellaceae. The record is from RefSeq and is a predicted model, not a curated record. Bases 1 to 993 code for a protein of 330 amino acids.